Messenger RNA from Boeremia exigua, 1360 nucleotides. RefSeq lists its product as uncharacterized. The coding region runs from base 433 to 1275 and encodes 280 amino acids. Gene Ontology annotation, molecular function: serine-type endopeptidase activity. The transcript has a single exon. The record is from RefSeq and is a predicted model, not a curated record. NCBI's taxonomy places the organism in Eukaryota, Fungi, Ascomycota, Dothideomycetes, Pleosporales, Didymellaceae. Gene Ontology annotation, cellular component: membrane.
GGGUCGUUCUUUAUGCAGGCCGGACUGAGGUGUGUGAGCGAACUCCACGCUUGGCACGGGCCCAUCUCUUUCGCUACCUAGAGCCGCAACUGCUGCAGGGUCGCCAGAUUUCUCCCGUACAUACUGCUCAAAGUCAUCGAAUCGGCCAUCAGAUUACACUUCUCGCUGCUGUCUGCGGUUCUGCGGUUCCUAUCACGUCGACGUUGCAAAGCCAUUUCACCACCCGCUUUGCGCCUCCCGCCUACCACGCGUAUCAGCUUUAUACAAGUCUAGACCUGUGACGGGAAUCUAAACGGGCUCCAUAGCCAAACCACCUUAUCUUCAUAACCGCGCAUCAUAUUCAGGUGCUUCACAAGACAUCUCUUUGCGGCUCUCGAGUUUCGAGGCACGUGUGUGAUAUCAACGACGCGCAGUUCAUCAUCCGGCCUCAAUAUGACAUCGUUUCUUCGGCUCGCUGGGAUGGUUCGGCCAUUCCCAGGGCUACAGAGGCCACUUUCUACCAGCUUCUUCAGUACAGUAACACCGAAGCGGCCACUGCCCUCCAACUUCUUCAGACAACCGCCCUCAACACUGGUCUCUAGGUUACGGCAGUCCCGCUCUUACUCUAGCGGUUUCGGGUCCCAGCGUCGGUAUGCAGCCAACAAGUUCCUUCUAGUGAGCUUCGUGGGCAUCAACACCGCUGUAUUUGCGUACAGCCUCUACACUCACGAACUGGCCAAACAAGGUCACAUGGACGGCUUCAGAAAAUACCAUCAGAUCAUGACGAUGAACUUGCAGGAUGUCAAGAAUGGUCACUAUUGGCAGACUGUCACAUCUAUGUUCGCACAUGCAAACUUGAUGCACUUGGCGUUCAACAUGUUCACGUUCUGGUCAUUGGGUGGGAUGUUGUGUGCGUUACCGGUUACGCCUGGCCAAUUCACGCUCAUUGUACUUGGAUCUGGAUUGUCAGGCUCGCUGUUUUGGCUUGGUCAAAAGCAGUUGAAAGAACAGAUGGAAGGUCGACCGUCCCAACAACGAGCGUUGGGUUUCUCUGGUGCUUUGAUGGGCGCUGUCACCGUGGUUGCUUGCUUCGUGCCAAAGAACACUGUUGGAAUCUUUGGUGUAAUACCGGUGCCUCUUUGGCUUUGUGUCCUUGGAUAUGGAGCCUACGAUGGGUACUACUUGAACGCUGAAAACACCAGGACGGCACACGCUGGGCAUCUGGGUGGGAUGGUGUUCGGCCUGGCCUACUAUUUCCUUAAGUUGAGGACUUUGAAAUACCCGGGGAGUAUCUGAUGUGUCCACCUGCAUCCCCUCGAAACAUACUGUUCUAUCAAUGUAUUAUCCAAUUUAAAUGUAGUAAGAUACUGUAUGCGGGCAG